CUUCAGUCAGUGUCGAGCCUGAAAGCGGAGGACGAAGAGCAAGAGCCGACAGACAGACAAGAGUCGCAGCUAAACGGCGUUUUGAAUAUCUUCUUUUUUACACGCAGCUGCUGACGGUCGCUUUGAGGAUUUAAGCUCUCGGUGUGUGAUUUUGAUGAUUUUUCCUUCCAUUGUUGGUCGAAGUUUUCGACUGUCACGUCUUAGUUACGGACACUUUUCUGUCACAUAUGUGGGAUUUAUCGUUUGCAUGUAAGACUUUACAAUUAAACACUGAGCUACACUUGGUGUUGGGCUGUUUUUAGAGUGUUAUUAUAACGUAGCCCACAGCUAUCGGUAUAGGCAGCCACUAGACCUGCUUUCGCCAUGGGGAAAUAGCGGGGCUCUCUCAAACCGACCCCCGUAUUCCGACUCUUUCAUGCUCCUUUUUAAAAGACUCAGCUCCGUUUUUUACUUCAGCUAUGAGCAUGGAUGGUUGUCCGCUGAAGGUGGCGAUUUUUUUGUGGUGUACACUAGUGAUUUCUGGCUCCAGCUUUGAGAUAGGCUCCUACGACCUGGAGCGAGGCAGACCAGCGAAGUGCGAGCCCAUCGUGAUCCCCAUGUGCCAGGGGAUCGGCUACAACCUGACCCGGAUGCCCAACUUCAUGGACCACGACGACCAGAAGGAAGCUGCCAUCAAGCUGAACGAGUUUGCUCCUCUGGUGGCGUACGGCUGCGAUGUGCACCUCCGCUUCUUCCUCUGCUCCCUCUACGCCCCCAUGUGCACGGACAAAGUGUCGACCUCCAUCCCCGCAUGCAGACCCAUGUGUGAGCAGGCCCGGGAGAGGUGUGCCCCCAUCAUGAAGAAGUUCAGCUACACCUGGCCCGACUCGCUGGACUGCGCCAAGCUGCCCACAAGAAACGACCCCAACGCUCUGUGCAUGGAGGCCCCCGAGAAUGAAACCAGGACGGAGGGCAAGAAAGGCGAGGGCAUGCUUCCUGUGCCCCCUCGGCCCCGGCAGCCAGGCACCAGCAGCGGGCGCUCCCCGGGAAGUUUGGGCACCUGCGAGAACCCAGACAAGUUCCAGUUUGUGGAGAAGAGCCAGUCCUGUGCGCCUCGGUGCUCCCCUGCUGUGGACGUGUUCUGGUCCAGACAAGACAAAGACUUUGCCUUCAUAUGGAUGACUGUAUGGUCGAUCCUGUGCUUCAUCUCCACUGCCUUCACCGUCCUGACCUUCCUCCUGGAGCCUCACCGUUUCCAGUACCCUGAACGCCCCAUCAUCUUCCUCUCUAUGUGCUACAAUGUGUAUUCUGUGGCCUUUGUCAUCCGCUCUGUGGCUGGAGCUGAGAACAUCGCCUGUGACAGGGAGCAUGGCGAGCUCUACAUCAUCCAGGAGGGACUGGAGUCAACUGGCUGCACCAUCGUCUUCCUCAUCCUCUACUACUUCGGCAUGGCCUCUUCUAUCUGGUGGGUCAUCCUCACCCUCACCUGGUUCCUGGCUGCGGGGAAGAAAUGGGGCCAUGAGGCUAUCGAAGCCCACAGCAACUACUUCCACAUGGCAGCUUGGGGCAUCCCCGCUCUGAAGACCAUCGUCAUCCUCACGAUGAGGAAGGUGGCAGGGGAUGAGCUGACGGGGCUGUGCUAUGUGGGCAGCAUGGACUCUGGGGCGCUCACCGGCUUCGUCCUCAUCCCUCUGUCCUGCUACCUGAUCAUCGGCACCUCCUUCAUCCUCACCGGCUUCGUGGCUCUCUUCCACAUCCGCAAAGUGAUGAAGACAGAGGGCACCAACACAGAGAAGCUGGAGAAGCUCAUGGUGAAAAUCGGCAUCUACUCCAUCCUCUACACGGUGCCAGCCACCUGUGUCAUCGUCUGCUACUUCUACGAGCGGCUCAACAUGGACUACUGGAAGCUGAGGGGGCUGCAGAUGAAGUGCGGCUCGUUCAACGGCCUCAGCGGGGACUGCUCGCUGCAGGCCUCCGUGCCAACCGUGGCCGUUUUCAUGCUGAAGAUCUUCAUGUCGCUGGUAGUGGGCAUCACCAGCGGGGUGUGGGUGUGGAGCUCUAAGACCCUGCAGACCUGGCAGGGCCUGUGCAGCAGGAAGCUCGCAGACAGGACUAGGAGCAGAAAGCCAUGCAGUGGCGUCAGCUGCGGCAGCACGCACUGCCACUACAAAUCCCCCGCUGUGGUUCUGCACAUGGCCAAGACUGACCUGCACUCAGACAACCCCACACAUGUCUGAGACAGAGCGUGACACACGGACAUGAACAUACACACUGCCAAAUGCAAACACACACAUGACCUGAGAAAGGAGCUGCUGAAGACUUUGUGAGAAACUGAGCAGAUGGAAUGAACUAUCAGGUACUGCUGUGCUGCUGCCAAGGGACGCGUAACUAUGAGAAACUAUCUAUAAACAGUAUUCAAUGCAUAAAGGGAAAUGCUCAGUAUUGUAACCUAUAUUUGUCUGUUACAUAGUCGUCUGUGCAGUAGAAGUGCCCAGUGUUUCAAAGCAAAAAAAAGACUGUUAUGGGUGGUAUCUGUGGGAAAUUUGAGGUUUUUUCUCCUGCUAUAAAGUGGCAUGGAUUUGUAAAAAUGUGUAUAAAUGUUUUAUUUAUUGUAAAUAUAUUUAAUUUAAAGGUCACUUUAUCAGAUUUGUUGUUUAGAUGCAUUUAUUGAAGGUAAAGGGAAAUUUAAGUGCCUUUUAUAAGAAUUCUGGUUCUGGCUUUUUUUUUUUUUUUGAGGAAAAUAAAUUUGUGGAAUUCAUGUUCAGCAGUCUUGUGUUAAUGUCGUCAUUUUGUUGUCUGUCUCAGAGAAGCUCGUGAUGAAUAAUUGACCUUAAACAGUUUCAAAUCCAAACUAGUUCUCAUUUUAUUUUUGUUCUCCUGUCAUUCUUCUCCUAGGAUAUCAGGCGGGUUUUUUUUUUAAAGUGGGACUCCCCUCCAAAUGUGUUGUCUUCCAAGAGCAUGCUUCACAUCCCACAGGCGUCCCUGACAAUAAUCCUCAAAGAGAAUAGCUGAUGAAUAGAGUGACAAUCCUAGCAAGCCUUAAUGUUUGCAUCAUCGUCUUAAAAAUGCAGGAGCAGUUUGCGGAGGAAUAUAUUUAAUUAAUGACCGUUUUAAUCCCUCUGCAGAAUCACUGUUGUUGCCCUCUCUCGCAGCUCCAUUUGAUCCCUGGGCAAACACUCAGCACUUUGAUCUGAGAGGACGAAAUCUGAAGUGGAUUUCAGCCUUAUUGCAUGGCUUCAUUGGCAGAUUUAAGUUAAGCACAGGCACUCAAAGCUGUGGUUGUUCAUUGAGUAGAAGGAUUAUUAUCUUCUUAUUUAAAUUUGUGGUUUGUUGAUGCUGGAAGCUGCAUUUCUGAUAUAAAUGACAGGAUAAGCAAAAUAACCACUUUACAUGGUUAAAUGUUUGAAUUUGAUUACACUGCCAU
Messenger RNA from Labrus mixtus (cuckoo wrasse), 3403 nucleotides. RefSeq names its product frizzled class receptor 9b (gene fzd9b). Gene Ontology annotation, cellular component: plasma membrane. Bases 459 to 2216 code for a protein of 585 amino acids. The record is from RefSeq and is a predicted model, not a curated record. Lineage: Eukaryota; Metazoa; Chordata; Actinopteri; Labriformes; Labridae. The transcript has a single exon. Gene Ontology annotation, molecular function: Wnt receptor activity; Wnt-protein binding. Gene Ontology annotation, biological process: non-canonical Wnt signaling pathway; canonical Wnt signaling pathway.